Messenger RNA from Lathyrus sativus (Indian pea), 606 nucleotides. The record is from the annotation of a GenBank genome assembly. NCBI's taxonomy places the organism in Eukaryota, Viridiplantae, Streptophyta, Magnoliopsida, Fabales, Fabaceae.
AUGAGCAACGAAUACGAUUACCUGUUUAAGCUUCUUAUUAUCGGUGACUCCUCCGUUGGAAAAUCUUGCCUGCUUCUCAGAUUCGCCGAUGACUCUUAUGUCGACAGCUACAUUAGCACCAUUGGCGUCGAUUUUAAAAUCAGAACUGUUGAACUUGAAGGCAAAACCGUCAAACUGCAAAUUUGGGAUACGGCUGGACAAGAGCGAUUCAGGACUAUAACUAGCAGUUAUUAUAGAGGAGCUCAUGGAAUCAUUAUUGUUUAUGAUGUCACUGAUAUGGAAAGUUUCAACAAUGUCAAGCAGUGGUUGCAUGAGAUUGAUAGAUAUGCCAAUGACAGUGUGUGCAAGCUUCUUGUCGGGAACAAAUGUGAUCUAACCGAAACCAAGGUUGUUCAGACACAGACUGCCAAGGCUUUUGCAGAUGAGCUUGGUAUCCCUUUCCUUGAGACAAGUGCUAAAGACUCUAUCAAUGUGGAGCAAGCUUUCUUAACUAUGGCAGCAGAGAUUAAGAAGAAGAUGGGAAGCCAACCAAGUGGUAGUAAAUCAGCAGAAUCUGUUCAGAUGAAGGGGCAACCAAUCCCACAGAAUAGCAACUGUUGUGGUUAG